AACUCCAUUCGGACGGAAGCGGAUUUAAAUGCAUUUUUGUAUUUAAUAUAAAAUCAAAAUCAACCGAAACCCACCGUUGCUGUGGAGUCGUCCUGCCUGUGGCACAGUCUGUCAUGUGCUGCCCGCCCGCAAUGUGACAGUGUUCUACGUAAGCGGACAGCUGUCAAAACAGCAGUACACAUUCCGAAGUGCAACAACCAAAACAAUACGCCGCGUGUGUGUAUUUGUGUGUGUGUGUGUCAGUAGUGCGGUCAGGAGGGUUGAUAAAAUUCGUUGAAAGCUGAAAUGAAGGUGAAACCGCACAGACCGUCCACCGGCGAGUACGAGAAUGGCCAGCCGGCACCGAACCUGCUCGUCUAUCUUCUCUGGCUGCUGGUACACAAGCUCGUCACUAUCGUCGAGCAGCUGAUGCAGUCCCUGCGCCAACCGUUCUUCAGCAAACGGAUCCGCAUAAAGGCCCACCAGUACGCAGAGCACCAGCAGCAGCAACAGCUUCCCGCACCGGCGUCAAAGCUGUCGAAGGUGCCGAAACAUCUGGUGGUGCUGCUAGGGCCGGAACCGCCCCUCUACCGCCAGCUGGCUCAGUUCAUCUUCUGGUCGCUGGCGGCUGAGAUCGAGUACGUUAGCUUCUACGAUCACAACGGAACCAUCAAGCGCAACUGCGAGGAAGUGAAGCGCUGCGUACGCGAAGCGCCGGUGGAAGGAAAGGACCGCAUCGUUUGGCUGGAGCGCAGUGGCGGUGGAUCGGAGGCGGACGCUGGCCCCCGGCAGCCAGUCGGGAGUGGCCGCACGGUGGUGGUCGGCUUUCUGUCGCCCGAGGACGGCAAGCAGGGGCUGGUGAGCCUGUCCCGCUCGAUCGGCGAGUCCGUGCGGCGGCGCGAUCUGUACGCGGCCGACGUGAGCAUCGAGUUGCUGGACAGCCGGCUGCAGGCGGCGCUCGGGGCCGUGCCCGAUCCCGAUCUGGCCCUCUACUUCGGUGACGUGUGCUCCACGUACGGGCUGCUGCCGUGGCAGAUACGGCUGACGGAGUUUCUGCCGCUCGGCACCCGGCUGCGGGACAGUACCGAGCGGGAGUUCGUGCGCUGCCUGCACCGGUACGCCAAGUGCGAGCAGCGCCUGGGCACGUAGAGGCGUGGGCCGCGGGCAGACCCACCAAUGUAUAUUUGUAGGACAAUGCAAAAGAUCGGACAGCGAAUUCCUUCACCCUCAAUUAGUGAAUUAGUUUAGCCAAAAUAGCAUUUAAAUUUCUGUUCGUUUUUGGCAGGCGUUCAGAGGCAAAGACAACUAUUUAGCGAAGAAAUUCUUCUGUCCUUCUUGUUUUACUUGAGUCGGUUGAAUAAUUCUGUGAGCGAAAGGUGGGGGUCAUCAUUCCAGCCUGUUAAUUCUCCCGAGCGAGCGUUCAUCCCCAAAUGUAUGACAUUACAUUCAAUGCAAUGUUUUAACCCGAAAUUGGCACCGACUGGGGAGCAUUUAGCAUUUAGUCUAAAAGCUGUGAGCAAAAACCACAGGGCAAUUGUGGGGGGAAAAUAAAUCGACCGUACGGAAA
Molecule: messenger RNA, 1546 nt
Organism: Anopheles merus
Lineage: Eukaryota; Metazoa; Arthropoda; Insecta; Diptera; Culicidae
Gene: Tango14
Product: dehydrodolichyl diphosphate synthase complex subunit nus1
Exons: 2
Coding region: 286-1128 (280 amino acids)
Cellular component (GO): endoplasmic reticulum membrane; dehydrodolichyl diphosphate synthase complex
Molecular function (GO): ditrans,polycis-polyprenyl diphosphate synthase [(2E,6E)-farnesyl diphosphate specific] activity
Source: RefSeq, a predicted model, not a curated record